Uranotaenia lowii is the source of this 6043-nucleotide messenger RNA. Its product is annotated as homeotic protein spalt-major-like. NCBI's taxonomy places the organism in Eukaryota, Metazoa, Arthropoda, Insecta, Diptera, Culicidae. The record is from RefSeq and is a predicted model, not a curated record. The transcript is spliced from 5 exons. Bases 945 to 4691 code for a protein of 1248 amino acids. Gene Ontology annotation, molecular function: RNA polymerase II cis-regulatory region sequence-specific DNA binding; DNA-binding transcription factor activity, RNA polymerase II-specific. Gene Ontology annotation, biological process: regulation of transcription by RNA polymerase II. Gene Ontology annotation, cellular component: nucleus.
GUCGUCCGGUGCAAGUAAUUGGUUCCUUUGUCGAUAUUAUGUGAACGUUUGUUUAGUGAUGUUUUGUAGUUUACGGAAACGCGAUCUUCGUUUGGAACGACCCGUCUAGUGUGUAUUGCUCGAUAGCUGCGGGAGAGCAUAUUUUUACUACUUACGAGAGAUUUCGAUGUCACGAAAGUAGAAAAGAAAAACAAUACCACCAACUAACUGUUGAAAAAUAAGGUGGAAAUAGAGGAACAGAUUUCCCGGCCACAGAGAUUGGAACGGCAGUGAACACACGGGUGAAGUGUAAAACUAUUUGUGCUUUUAUCGGCUCGUCCAUCAUACACAAAGCGGGCAUAUGCUCUCACUCCCUCUCUUUCGGUUCAGCCUCCCAUAGCCUUCUAUGUAUCUGUCACGAAUUCGAUCGAUUUUGACUUAUCGACCAGAGAUAGGUUGCUUAGCAUAUAGUUUAAUCAGCAGUAGCGCGUUGAUUGUUGAAUGAUGUGGUCGGUAACCACAAACGUCAGCGAGUGAUUUUUUUCAACUUCUAUAUUCAAUCCUGGUGACCAUCAUCUCACAUCACCUAUCUAUGUACCUAACUCUAAACACAACGCAUAAGCAUUGCCAACGACUCUAUUCUAAUAAUGUUAAUAAUGGCGAUUUAGUGUGCAGUGGAUCGUCGAACCGUUAUGUGUUUUGCACGCUUAUUCGGAAGUGAUUGAGGAUGUGAGCUGGCGAUAAAACACACUGUGUACAGAUUUUGCUGGGCACCGGUGCUAUGGUUUCGGAAAACAAGUGAUUAGAGAAUAAUCCAAGGAAAAAUAACAGCUUUCAAUCAGUGGGAAAAAGCUAUCAUGUUGAGGAAUAAGUUUUUGAUAGCAUUAAAUAUGUCAAAAGAGUGUUAGAAGUUCAAUCAAUAAAAGUGCAUCGAGGCAACACUGUGCCGGACAUUGUGAGCAGAAAUGAUUCAGGUCGACUCUGUUGGAUACUCAAAAGUUAAGGAUGAUCCAAAUGAUGACGAAGAUAUGAAAGAGCCAUCGGUGAAACUGCUUACGAAAAUGUCGGAAGAAUUCGCCGAGAAGGAUUGUGACAAGCGGGAAAAGUUGAACGAUCACCAUCAUCAUCUUGUGACGCGACAUCAAGAGCAUAAUCGUGAUGAGAUUGUGCAUAACGAGGAUAAUUUAAGUGAUGAAGAUAACAAUGAUGAGGAGGGAGGUCGAUCCGAGGAUGCCGACAAGAAGGUUGAUUUUCAUCACGACCGCAGUUCUACGCCCGGCCACGGAUCGGCCACUGAUGAACCGUCGGCACCAAGAUCGACGGCUGCGGCUGCGGUUGCAAUUGCUGCGGCCGCUGCUGCAGCUGCUGCCAAGAGUCCAAUUGGUGUGCAAUCAACAUUGCCAAAUGAUUUUAACCCGGCAGCAUUCUUCCCACCACCGGGACAAAUGUCCAUACAGGCCUUCCAGAAUGCAAUUGCUCAAUUCACUGCAAAUGCGUUGGCGAACAAUAUGGAUAAUGAAGCCAUGGUGAAGAACCUGGCUAUAUUACAAUCGGCCUUGUUCACUCUACAGCAGCAACAGUUCUUGCAGUUCCAGUUGAUACAACAUUUACAGUCACAGUUAGUGAGAAAACAGACGACUAAGGAAGAGUCACUUAGUGAUUCCAGUAAUCACUCGUUAUUCAACCAUCAUAAUAAUAAUAACAAUAAUAACAACAAUAAUGAGCAGAGUAAAAGAGCUGAACCGCAGGAUUUGAGGAAGCCUGAACGGCAAGAGGAAGAGGACGAUAUAGAAGAGGAAGGCAUUGAGGAUGCGUAUAGUAAGAGUUAUCAAAUGGCAGCAGUCGCAGCAGCAGCGGCUGCAGCUGCGGCCAACGCAGAAAAUCGUCCAAUCAUCCAUCCCGUUCCAGAGGAAGAACUGAGGAAACCUAAACUUGCCGAUUCAUUCGUCGACAAACGACCGAUGUUAGACAGUUCAGUCACGCUACCAUCUUCGGUGGCGGUUAGUAGUGCGAAUUCGAGCCAUACCACACCUUCGAUAUCAUCCACCGCUCGAAGCGGAACGUCUGAUAAGGAUGAAAUUUUACCAUAUCAGGACUCGAACUUUUCAUCCCUGGCAGCAAAUAUCAUUACCGAUCAUGCCCCUUUAAUGAUGGGUGAACCAAAUUCGUUAGCAAUGUUGGAGAAAAAAGCACAAGAAGUCCUAAACUCAGCCUCUCAAGGCAUUCUAUCCAACAAUUUACUGGAUGAGCUUGCGUUUGCUAAUGAUAAAUCAUCGCCCAAUGGUCGAAGUGAUGCUGCCCUAUUCAAGCACCGUUGUCGGUAUUGUGGCAAAAUUUUCGGAUCCGACUCUUCGUUACAGAUUCACAUACGAUCACAUACCGGAGAAAGACCUUACAAGUGCAAUAUUUGCGGGAGUCGAUUUACCACUAAAGGCAAUCUGAAGGUACAUUUUCAGCGACAUUCGGACAAAUAUCCUCACAUACCAAUGAAUCCAAAUCCAGUGCCUGAGCAUUUGGACAAAUAUUUCCCUCCACUGAUUCCGCAAGAAGCUCUUAAAGAGCAACAGCAGCAGCAACAACAACACCAAUCGCAACCUGCCCCUGGUUCAAUAGCCCCUCCCGGUCCACCUCCACCACAAUUUUCUCCUCUAGACUCGAGGCCAUUUCCACCAAGAGGCUUCUUCUCGGAUUUCUACAUGCCUAGGCCUCCCCUAGAAAUGUUCAACAAUGCUAUUAGUGAACCAUCGCGAAAUCCUGUAGAUUUAUCUCAGGUGCGAAAACCGGAUCCACCAAGAGAACCUACGCCAGAGAUGCGAUUAUCACCCGAAGUAGUGAUUCAUGAAUCACCUCACUGCAUUAAACAGGAACCGAUGGAGGAAUCCUUGGAUCUGUCGGAAAAAUCUUCGAAAACUGUACCGAAGGCCGCCGACAAGGAAGAAGCCGAGCAGGAAAAAGAACUGAAUAAUAGCACUACCAGUGAGAAAGAUUUUCCUCUCAAAUUGAAAAAUAAUUCUGUUGAAAAUCUAGCGACGGUACCAUCUGUUUCACCUCCAUCAAGUUCGUCAUCCGGAUCGCUCUACCAAGAUACGGUACUAGAUCCAUCAUUUUACUCAGCUCAUUUACCGAGGCCAGACAGUAAUGACAGUUCGUGGGAAAACUUCAUUGAAAUAUCCUCGGAAACCUCAAAACUCCAGGAAUUGGUAGAUAAUUUAGAUAACAAAAAUACUGAACCAAAUCAGUGUUUGGUCUGCAAAAAAGUUUUAUCCUGCCGAAGUGCACUUCAAAUGCAUUACCGGGUUCAUACCGGAGAGCGUCCGUUCCGUUGUAAAAUUUGCGGUCGGUCAUUCACAACCAAAGGUAAUCUUAAGACCCACAUGAGUGUGCACAGGAUAAAACCCCCGAUGCGAACGCUCCAUCAGUGUCCGGUGUGUCAUCAGAAAUUUUCCAACAUAUUCGUCCUUCAGCAGCACAUCCGUCUGCACACCGGUGAAAUGACCGACUUGACACCCGAUCAAAUCAAAGCGGCGGAAAUAAAAGAGUUUGAAGGACAUGAUAUGCGCCUUAAUCCUUUCGGAUUGCGGUUAGGCGAGUUCCCUCAUCAGAAUCAAAACAAAAGAAUGCUGGAACAUUCGGACGAGGAAAAUGAUCAGGAAACUAGUGAAGGAAAAUCGUCCCCCAAGGUGCCGACGAUGGACGAUAAAUCGAAAGUUAAAUCGGGCCUGACAUCGCCAGCCAUCGAGAGCCAGGUAGAGGACUUACGUGCAAUGAAUCUGCAGCGCCUAUCAGUGCGGUCAUUACCGAGUGAGGAUUUCUCUCGCGAUUCGGCCUCUGCAAGUCCAAACUCAUCAGAGGCUAAACGAUUGCGGCCAUCGAGCCCCAUCGGAUCGGUUUCGUCGAUGUUAUCGAACAGAUCACCCAUGUCCACGCCACCCACAACAGGAAACGAACAGCUAGGCGUUCUGGGUAGAGCGGCCGCUGCUAGUGCUGCAGCUGUCGCAUUUCCCUAUGGACCUCCCUUUCUUGGAAUGCCACAGUUUCCACCGUUCAUCAAUCGACCUCCAUUUCUUGGAAGUGUUCCUAUCGUGCCUCCUGGUUCCAAUAUGCCGCCGUUCGGAUUGUUUGGCGUACGUGGAAACACAACAACUUGUAAUAUUUGCUUUAAAACUUUUGCUUGUAAUUCCGCGCUUGAAAUUCAUUACCGAAGCCAUACGAAGGAGCGCCCAUUCAAAUGUACAAUCUGCGAUCGAGGAUUUUCUACAAAGGGAAAUAUGAAACAGCACAUGCUCACUCACAAGAUCCGUGAUAUGUUUGGCAACUCUGUCGGUAACUCAGGGGAUGAAUCACGUACGCAAACUCCGCCGCAAGAUUCGAACGUCUCAGGAAAUAGUUCCGGUGGUGCGAUUAACAAUAGCCGCUUCGGAUUAUCACAUUCUCCAGCAUCGAUGAUGGAUACGGCAGACGAUUACUCACCUUAUUCAGGCGAACAAACCCGUGAACGGUCCUUAUCCGGCAGCUACGAUGGUCCUCCGACUGCCUUGGUGAAACAAGAGAAAGAACACUCUAUCGACGAUAAUAGUUCCAACGGCUUACAUUUGAGAACAACCGAGAACACUUCAAAUAAUAACUAUCAACAAUUCACAAACAAAGAUGUGGACAUCAAAAAUUGGUGCCAAAAGCUGAAAGAGAUGCCGGAGAAUAUAGCUGCAAGUUGAUAAUCUUUCGCUAGGAAUGCUUCGGUUGCCGAAAAGAUAGAUUUUUGAGUGUUAAGGGAAUUUAUUAAGAAGCAUGGCAAAACAAAGAUUGAAUCCGCAAUAAAUAAUCAAAUGUGCGAUCUCAGUAACAAUCCCACUCUUCGUUCUUUUGAUGAAGGUAACCCGAAUUUGUAUUGUAAAACGACAAUGGAAAAUUUAUUUUGUAAAAAUUGUAACAUAUCAACCGAAAUUUAAGAUGUAGAUGAGUUGAACAUUCAGAAUGCAACGAAAGAAUCCCAUCUUUUCGUUAAGAGAAGAGAAAGUUCAAUGUAGAGGAGGGUUUGGAAAACCUACAGGAGAUCUAUGCUGCUCUUAUUCGUAUAACAGUCCCAUAUUGAUAGGAAUAGCUAACAAUAUGGGACUGCUAUGCAAGUAGGGGCAAUGUACGAUCAAGGAUAUAAGACCUUUGUUGUUUUAUAAAUUGGUGUGAUAUACCUGACAAGAAAAUCAGUUGAACGGUAAGAUUAAUUAAACGCUAUAAACCAAUGAUGUAGCAUAACAUAAAUCCCACACAAGCUGAGACUGCAAACAAACAAAACCGAAAAUUAGUUUCUGUGAACCUAGUAUUUGACCCUCUAUCUGUUGUGGAGUAAAGUGCAAAAUAAUAACACGAAAGACCGACAGGUAAAGUACGCUUGGAGUUACUUUGCUUGUCACCAUUGGAUAUCUAUUUUAAACACUGCGAAAAAAACUAACUGUAAGCUAUUGUUUUGUAUAGACACAAAAAUAACCUAUAACUAAAAGUUGGGCCUAGGAGCUCCUUCAAAGUACUGUAUGUGAGUGUGUCGCUGUAUGUAUGUACCUAUGAAAAUACAUUUAAUAUUUCAUUAUGCUUUAUAAAAGUCUAAAUCAAAUCAUUAUUUAUAGUAGGUUAUACAAAACAUGAGCAACUAUUUGUAUUUGUAUAGCAAAUGAUGGAUACAAAUAAGGGAAGAGAUACAUGUAAAUUCAUUUUGAUGCAUAUGAUAUCUCGUGAAUGGGAUAAAAACGUUACAAAAUAAAACAAAUCAAAAUCAGACAGAUAGUUUAAAUUUAAUUGAAAUUAAAAGAAAGAAUAUAAAAGUAAACAUUUGCAUUAAGUUCCCUGUCAGCACUACUAGGUACUAUUGAUAGUUCCAUCCUUUAGUUCAUCUUUAUCAUACUCGAUUUUUGUAGUGAAGUAUACCAGGAAUCAUGUAAUUUAAAAACUUUUUUUGUGAUAAUUUAUGUUAUGGAAAAUUAUAUUAGGUAUUUAUGUUUAAUUUUUAUGCAACUGUUUUUAUUGGAAAUUCUGUAUGAAAUGACAAAACUGAAUGACAAAAUAAUAUACAACC